This is a messenger RNA of Gadus macrocephalus (Pacific cod), 7265 nucleotides long. RefSeq names its product attractin-like 1a (gene atrnl1a). Lineage: Eukaryota; Metazoa; Chordata; Actinopteri; Gadiformes; Gadidae. Gene Ontology annotation, cellular component: Golgi apparatus. Bases 566 to 4795 code for a protein of 1409 amino acids. Gene Ontology annotation, molecular function: protein binding. The record is from RefSeq and is a predicted model, not a curated record. The transcript has 30 exons.
GAAUGUAGUGCAGGAGUUCCUCCGUCGUGAUGAACCAGCUGUGAGCAGCAUCUCGCCGAGGACGCACUGUGUUCUGCUGCCGUGCGUCGCAUUCUGCACAGACAACGUAGCCGAGAACAAACAGCGCCUUUCAGCCCAGGAGGAUAUACAAAUAUAACCAUUUUUUUAACCAUUUUUUCCAUGUUGCGUCGCCUGUCAAAGAAUAUCCCUGCUACACGUAUGUGGGGAUCUCUAUAGCGUUUGUAACACUGUCAUCCUGACUGACUGGAAGUUCUUCACAAGUCUGGAAGGGCGACACACUGGCACAGGGUGUGCAGACUUCUUUGUGCAGUCAGCCAAGCAAAUUGUCGUUAACAGAACAGUUACUAAAGUAAUUUGUGAGUUGACCUAUUUUCUGUUUUCCGAGAGCUAUUAAACCACGCACGGUGAAUGAGGCAUGCUUUGACCGUGUGUAAAUCCUUUAAAAAGGGGUUUGCACUGGUGAGGAGUGACACUAUUCAUGAUGAUUACACACAGCACAGGAGUGUAAGUACACGGUUCUGCACAGUCUAAAGUCUGGUUAAUAAUGGAUGGAGGUGGACGCACGCGUCGAUGCACUUGGCUAAAGUAUCCUGCGAGGGCUUCCCGGGACCUGAUGCACACAUACUUGGGAUUAAUUGUUGUGGUUCACCUGGUGCUCAUCGCCGAGGCCUCGGGGUCUCCAAAGCCCUGCGAGAAGGACUGCUUCUCGGGGAAAUGCAUCAACGGAUCGUGCGUGUGUGACCACGGAUGGGUCGGGGACCAGUGUCAGCAUUGUCAGGGGAGAUUCAAGCUGACAGAGCCGUCGGGAUCCCUCACAGAUGGACCAAUCAACUACAAGUACAAGACUAAGUGCACCUGGUUGAUAGAGGGCUAUCCUAACGCGGUUCUGCGGCUGCGCUUCAACCACUUUGCCACAGAGUGCAGCUGGGAUCACAUGUAUAUCUACGACGGAGACUCGGUCUUCUCCCCCAUGGUGGCCGUCUUCAGUGGCCUGGUAGUUCCGGACAGCGUAGGGAACGAGACGGUACCGGAGGUGGUGACCACGUCCGGCUACGCUCUGCUCCACUUCUUCAGCGAUGCCGCCUACAACCUGACCGGCUUCAACAUCGCCUACUCUAUAAACUCGUGUCCCAACAACUGCUCUGGCCACGGCCGCUGCAGCACGGCCAACUCCAUGUCGGGGCGGAUGUACUGUGAGUGUGAGGACUACUGGAAGGGCGAGGCGUGCCACGUGCCCUACUGCCGCCAGGACUGUGGCAGCCCGGGCCGCGGCUACUGCGACCUCACCGGGGAGAAGCUGUGUGUGUGCAAUGACAGCUGGCAGGGUCCAGACUGCUCUCUCCCCAUCCCGUCCACCGAGGCCUUCUGGGUGGUGCCCAGCGUGAAGCCCUCCCCCCAGUCCCUGGGCCGUGCCUCUCACCAGGCCCUGGUCCACUCCGGCCUCAUGUGGGUGGUGGGGGGCUACUCCUUCAACUACUCCUACUACCACAUGGUCAUCAAUUACAACCUGGAGACCAGCACGUGGGAAGCGGUGGCCGGUGCCAGUGGUCCACUGCCCCGAUACGGACACUCACUGGCGCUGCACCAGGGCGACAUUCACAUGUUUGGCGGGAAACUGGAGGGAGGGCCAUCCAACGUGACGGACGAGCUGUGGGUGUUCAACAUUCUCCAACGCACCUGGACGCUACGCCAACCGGCCCCGCCCCCGCCGCACGCCCAGGAGGGCCACUCGGCCCACCUGGUGGAGCUGGCCAGCGGCGAGCCGGUCAUGCUGGUGUUCUUCGGGUACUCACCUAUCUACAGCUACAUCAGCAAGGUCCAGGAGUACAACCUGCUGUCCAACUCGUGGCAGGUGGUCUCAACGGGAGGGGCGGUGGUCCAGGGGGGCUACGGCCACAGCAGUGUGUACGACCGGGCCAGUGGCUACGUGUUCCUCCACGGGGGCUACAAGAGCCUGAGCAGCAGCAAGUACGGCCUGGUAGACCACCUGUACCGCUACCACGUCCACUCACGUACCUGGCUGAUCCUCAGGGAGAGUGGUCAGGCGAGGUACCUCCACUCUGCGGUGCUCGUCAGCGGCACAAUGCUGGUGUUCGGCGGGAACACUCACAAUGACACGUCACUAAGCAACGGAGCCAAAUGCUUCUCUGCCGACUUCCUGGCCUAUGACAUAGCCUGCGAUAGCUGGAAAGUUCUCCCCAGGCCGGGUCUCCACAGGGAUGCCAACCGGUUUGGCCAUUCGGCUGUGGUGAAGAACGGCUCCGUGUUCAUCUUCGGGGGGUUCUCCGGGCUGCUUCUGAACGACUUGCUGGCCUACACCCCCCCCUCCUGCCUGGCAUGGGCUGACGCCGACGCCUGUGCCACCGCCGGGCCGGGAGUCCGCUGCCACUGGGUCAAAGGUCAAUGUGUCCCCUGGGAGCCCCACCUGGCCGCCGACGUGGUGCCCGCCCCCUUCUGCCCCCUGCGCCCGGAAAGCACAGACGAGCAGUGUUUCCGCUUCUCCGACUGCGCCAGCUGCACUGCCAACACAUGGUUAUGUCAGUGGUGUGAAGACAGGAAGUGCAUGUCUGCCUCCAACAACUGCACUGUGCUAACUCUGGAGUUGGCGCGGCAGCAUGUGGGUGCCCUGGCUCUGGCCCCGCCCCCCUCCAUGCUGUCGGAGCAUCAGCUGAGCCUGUGGAAGCACGGCGCCCGCAGGCGGGGACAUUCCAUUGUAGACACGUCCAGGUGCUCUCAGAAGGAGGAGCAGGAGUGCUCCCGCUCGGCAAACUGCAGGAGCUGCCUGCUCAACCUCAACUGUCAGUGGGACCAGCAACAGCAGGAGUGCCACGUCCUGCCAGGUCAGCUCUGCGGGGAGGACUGGCAGCACAUCGGGGAGGUCUGUCUAAGGAUCAACUCGAGCAGGGACAGCUACGACAAUGCCCAGCACUACUGUAAGAACCUGGGUGGAAACAUUGCCUCUCUGAUCACAGAGAAACAGGUGGACUUUGUCCUGGAGGAACUGCACAAAUAUCAUCUACAGGGCAAGACGCUGUCCCCCUGGGUGGGCCUGAGGAAGAUCAACGUGUCGUACUGGGGCUGGGAGGACUCAACCGCCUUCACCAACACCAGCCUGCGCUGGCUCCCCAGGGAGCCCAGCGACUCGGGCUUCUGCGCCUCCUUGGAGCGGGCGCACGCCGCCGGCCUCAAGGCCAACCCCUGCACCGCGCCCACCGACGGCCUCAUCUGCGAGAAGCCCGCCCUGAUUGCCCAGAGCCUGAGGUCGCGGUCCUGCCGGACGCCAUGCGCCCGCCGCUCCAGCUGUGCUAACUGCACCAGCCAGGGCAUGGAGUGCAUGUGGUGCAGCAGCACGCAGCGCUGCGUGGACUCCAGUGCCUACGUGGUGUCCUUCCCCUACGGACAGUGUUUGGAGUGGCAGACCCAGGACUGCGCUGCCCAGAACUGCUCGGGCCUGCGGACUUGCAGGGACUGCCUGGGUCAGGUGGAGUGUGGCUGGUGCCGUGACCCCAGCGACACAGGCCGGGGCGUCUGCAUGGAGGGCUCGUAUCGCGGGCCCCUGAAGCAGCUCACCCGGGCCGGGCCCCGCGACCGAGACAAGGAGCGUCCCGGGGACCGGGGCAUGGUGCUGGACCAGACCAUGUGCGCGGCGGACAGGGAGUUCAGCUGGUCAUUCAUCCAGUGUCCCGCAUGCCAGUGUAAUGGCCACAGCAGGUGUGUGAACAGCAGUGUGUGCGAGCAAUGCGGGAACCUCACUGCUGGGACCCACUGCCAGGCCUGCAUGCCCGGUUACUAUGGCGACCCCACCAACGGAGGCAAGUGUAACGCAUGUAAGUGUCACAACCAUGCCAACAUGUGCCACGUCAACACAGGGAAGUGCUUCUGCACCACAAAAGGCAUCAAGGGAGAGCAAUGCCAACUGUGUGACUCAGAAAACCGUUACCUAGGUAACCCCCUGCGUGGAACCUGUUAUUACAACCUGCUGAUCGACUACCAGUUUACCUUCAGCUUGCUUCAGGACGACGACCACCACUACACCGCCAUUAACUUCAUGGCUACCCCUGAACAGGCCAACAAGAACCUGGACAUGUCCAUCAACGCCUCCAACAACUUCAACCUGAACAUUACCUGGUCCUUGAGCUCCACAGCCGGGACCAUUUCCGGCGAGGAGAUGCCCAUCGUGGCCCGGAGCAACAUCAAGGAGCACCGCGACAGCUUCUCCUGUGAGAAGUUCAACUUCAGACACCACCACAACAUCACCUUCUACGUCUACGUCUCCAACUUCAGCUGGCCUAUCAAGAUCCAGAUUGCCUUCUCCCAGCACAACAGCAUCAUGGAUCUGGUGCAGUUCUUUGUGACCUUCUUCAGCUGUUUCCUGUCCCUUCUGCUGGUGGCGGCCGUGGUCUGGAAGGUCAAACAGACGUGCUGGGCGUCGCGGCGACGAGAGCAGCUAAUGAGAGAGCGGCAGCAGAUGGCCAGCCGGCCCUUUGCCUCCGUCUCCAUGUUGGUUGAAGUGGGAGGGGAACAGGAAGAGCUCCUGCAGUUCCUGCCUAAGCCCAUAGCUAUUGAACCAUGCUGGGGGAGCCGAGCCAGUGUCCUGACCGUCCUCCUCUACCUCCCAAGACUACCUUCAGGAAUACCUCCACCUGGACAAUCUGGCAUGGCCAUUGCCAGCGCCCUGGCGGACACGACCCAGCAGAGAGCCCUGGAGCUCAAGGACCGAGGCCUGAAGCACCGCAAGCACUACACAGGGCACCACCAGGGGACCUGCGUAUGAGCCCAGCGCCUCACCGGGACCCCCCCCCCCCCGCCCCCCCCCCGAGACGCCGUCGACCUUGGUGAUUGUUUCGCCGGACUUAAAACAUUUUGAAACAGGGGAUGUUCCGUUCAGACUCUUGUUGGAUCCCGAGGCGGCGGGACGUUGCUCCAGAUUAAGGAUGUCACUGCUAACUAACCAACUAACUAACGCAUCGGCGCGCACUGGUCUCACAAUCCCCACCUGCUGGUCCCUUCUUUGAUUCCUCCUCCAACGAUGUGCGCAUGCUGUUGGCAGCAGCCAUCAAAGACAUUGAAAUGAAUGUAUGUCAGAGUGUAGAUGCCGUGUGCGUGUCUCCCCCAACAGAUACGGCGUGUAACCAUUAAAGCAUUCCUCCAACCCAGGAUUCCUCUCCACGGUGUCCAGGGACUUAACACAUGAUUAUCAGGUGGCCCACCACAUACAUACACGUGGAACCAAAAUAGAUUUUCUACAGUGACAAACCAAACAGUACUGGGCUAAGCUUGAGAGGCAGUGGAUAAUUUGAGGGAGAACUAAAUGGGAAAAAAGUUGAAAUGCACAGUACAGCGGUGAACACUGCAAUGGAAUCUUAUCAUGUGGCUGUCACAUGACCAUACAGAUUGCGCGCAGACAAAUGUCUUUACAUGUUUUUUGUUUUGUUUCUUGGCAUCAUUUAUAGCUGUCAACAUUUUAUAGCUGUUAUUAAUGUGAGACUGUUAAUCUGCAUCUUGUUACGGGAAUUAUUGGAUGUGAUUGAUUACUGCCUAGAUUUGUAGUGGUUUAUGUUUUCGUUUUCUUCCCGGAUCCCUUCCUGCACUGAUGUUGGUCAAGGUGUGGACGGUAAGCUCAGGUGUUCUGCUGUCUCCUACCCAUGGGGGCUGCUCUGCCUCGUUGGAAAUCCAUAUGCACUGAGUUUCUUCAACCACCGAGUUUCACCCCUCUUUGUGGGACGAUAUUAUGCAACACAUCAACCAUCGUAUGUUACAUUGUGUGUUAGUAUAAGCUGUGAUGUAGCAUCGGUAGAGGAGUGCGUUACAGACGGUUAUCAUCUUCAUACGUAUAAAGUGAUGGCAGUGGAGCUACAGUGACUUGAGUUCUCUAUAGAGUGGCGAAGUCACGCCCCUUCCGGUAGAGCCCAUGGGACCUUUGAGAUCGAAAAAUAUGAAUGGGUUACAAUUGAGAGAAAGUAAUUAUCUUCUGGUCCCAAUCUUUAUAUGCCCCGGAUUACACAUAUGUUGUUAGUGGAUUUAAGUGAUAAUUUUUCACGUCAAGAGUUUGACCAUUUAUUGUGCAAUUGUUCAGUUAAAGGCUGUAGAGAAAACACAAUAAGAAAGACAACAGGUCUCGUGUGUGACGUCACGUUCCCUGCGACUGGCGUGGACAAGACCAACAAUCUCCCCAUCGGCAUAACUGAAACUCUCCACAUGCCCCGACUUAUAAUGUUUUUCACCUCUUUCGAUGCUUUUAUCCUCCCCUUAGAAAAAAGCGAUGAAGUUGAGCAGAGAGAUCGUCAUGUCUGUACCACAGUUCCAAGUGCGGGUGGUGAUGUAUAUCAUUCGGGUCGAGAGCAGCGAAGAGCUGUAGUUCACAAAGCGGCCUCACACAAAACCUUAUCAACCUUAUUAACAACAUUAUCAAACUUCUUCGCAAAUUUCUUUGUUUCUUUGCAUGAAAAAUUAUCAUUUAAAUCCAAAAACAACAUAUGUGUAAUCCAGGGCAUAUAAAGACUGGGACCAGAAAAUAAUUACUUUCUCUCCAUUGAAACCCAUUCAUAUUUUUCAAUCUCAUAGGUCCCAUGGUCUACCGGAAGGGGUGCGACUUCGCCACUCUAUAGUAUCCCCUUCAUUCCUCUUUGUGUCAUAUCAUAAGCCCCAUGGUUUUAACAUGUUUAUCUUAACUAAUGUGUUUAUUUAUUUAUCGCUUAUCAUUAUGCAAAGAAAUUAUAAUUUUUACAGAGUGUUUGCAAGUGCACUAGGCAUUUUUAUUCUGAAAAAAAACGGUUUUGAGUCUUUUCAAAGAGUGACAGUGCUUGUAGUAUUACUCGUUAUAAAGUUUAUGAUGUCAGGGUUUCAUUUACAUUGAACUCACAAAAAAAACAACAACACAGUAUGCAAAUUGUAGGAUUUGUGUGAUGUCGAAAGAUUACGUUACGUACGGCUGCAUCAUGCCUGUUUGCGUUCCCUAUCAUCUUGGUAAUCAACAGCAUGAGCAGCAACAGCAAAUUGCUGACGAUAUUCAACCAUAUGUAGAGGGCUCCAUCGAAAUCUGAUCGCUUCUGAUCAAGUGUCUGUAUAUUGGUGCCACAUGACCAACUGAACAACCAAUCAAACAAAAAACAACAACACCAUUACACCCAAUUAGUUACUUUUGUAAUCUAUGGGAACCAAUGGCAGCUCAGCACAUUGUUUGUAUGGUUACAACUCUUCAUUAAAUGUACAUUUACUAUUAAAACAUUUCCAAUGCCUGUCUA